Mizuhopecten yessoensis (Yesso scallop) is the source of this 811-nucleotide messenger RNA. RefSeq names its product cysteine and tyrosine-rich protein 1-like. Lineage: Eukaryota; Metazoa; Mollusca; Bivalvia; Pectinida; Pectinidae. The transcript is spliced from 4 exons. Bases 55 to 585 code for a protein of 176 amino acids. The record is from RefSeq and is a predicted model, not a curated record.
AGGUGCUUUGCACAACUAUAUCAUUCUUAUCAAUUAUAUUAAUUGGACGACAAAAUGGCGGAGCUUUUAGGAAUUCUCGUCAUCCUCCUUUCCUUCCUUACAGGUGAAGCUGCGGAUGUGUGUGUGGCGAGCUACUACUACUACUACUAUACCGUCAACUGUGACGAUGGAUGCUGUGGGUACUACUAUUCUCGUACAUGCUGUGCUGCUUCAACAACUGAGGGAACUAUCGCUGGAGCAAUCAUUGGCGGUGUUAUAUUCAUCGCAUUUCUCGUCGGCAUAAUCGUCCUCAUUAAGCACUGUAACACGACAAGGACUGGAGUUGCUUUCGUAGGGCAGACUGGUGGACCUGGGGGCAACGUCACGGUCGUUAACAGUACCAACCAACAGCACAUGCAACAACAGCCGUACGGAGCCUAUCCCCAGCCGGCUUAUGGUCCUCCUCCUCCACAGUAUGGGGGACAACCUCAACCAUAUGGGGCGUAUCCACAGCCACAACCAGCUUAUGGAGUCCAAGUUCAAGCCUAUGCAGGGCAAGUCUAUCCACCAACACAGCAAUUACCUGGUCAACUGGUCACCUACUAGUAUGCUAGAAAAUGUACCGGAACAACAAAACUUUUGAAUGAUGUUAAUGUGACAUUUCUACCUAAUACGAUGGUAGAGCAACUGUUUUUGCUUUCUUCCAGGAUCGCUUACACUGUUUCAUGGAUUGUUAACAUAGUAUUUAAGUAAUUUUGAAACCAAGUCGAUUAUUUAAUGUAUCAUUUGUAUAUAUUUACAUUUGCCCCCGCGCCAUCCCAUUACAACAGUG